Messenger RNA from Bipolaris sorokiniana ND90Pr, 261 nucleotides. RefSeq lists its product as uncharacterized. The annotation marks the transcript as partial. Lineage: Eukaryota; Fungi; Ascomycota; Dothideomycetes; Pleosporales; Pleosporaceae. The record is from RefSeq and is a predicted model, not a curated record. The transcript has 2 exons.
AGGGUCUAUACUUCUCUAUCCUGGUCCGCACUAAGGCAGGUGAGUAUUACGUUAGUGUUCCUUGACCACAACGAAUGUAAUAAUGAAAUCCAACCCAUUCUUAUAUCCGUUGCCUUUGGUCCUGCCAUCCCUUACUUCCCUGCCAUCCCUGGGAUGGUUGUGAUGUUGGGGAUGGCUGCCAUCCCAAGGCGUCCUGCCAUCCCUCGGAUGGUUGCCCUUGGCGGGAUGGCACAUCACGUGACCUAGCCCCGCGAUGAUCAU